This is a messenger RNA of Rhineura floridana, 1804 nucleotides long. RefSeq names its product kelch like family member 35 (gene KLHL35). Gene Ontology annotation, molecular function: protein binding. NCBI's taxonomy places the organism in Eukaryota, Metazoa, Chordata, Lepidosauria, Squamata, Rhineuridae. The transcript has 6 exons. The record is from RefSeq and is a predicted model, not a curated record. The coding region runs from base 1 to 1752 and encodes 583 amino acids.
AUGCAAGCAGAAUCUGAUGACAGGACAGGUGACACUGAUCACGGCGCGUCUCUGGAAGAAGGCAACAGGAAACUCCACGUGAAACUCUGCAGCGGGUCGUGCCACGCCGAGCAGAUCCUCAGGACUCUCAACAGCUAUCGGCAGGAGGGCGUCUUCACCGAUGUGGUGCUUCUGAUGGAGGGGCAGGUGUUUCCUUGCCACCGGGCCACCUUGUCUGCCAGCAGCACUUACUUCCAGGCUAUGUUUGCCGGGGGGCUGAAGGAAGGCUGUCAAGGCACUGUCAGCUUCCGUGAGAUCUCUGCGCCCAGCAUGAGCCUUGCCCUGGACUAUAUGUACGGAGGGAAGGUCCUCAUCCGGGAAGACAACGUGGAGGGACUCUUGGAGGCAUCCAGCUUGCUGCAGAUCUCCAGGCUCAAGGAUGCCUGUGCCGCCUUCCUGGAAGGCCACCUCCGCCCUUGCAACUGCGUGCGCUUCCUGAGGCUCGCCGACUCCUUCUCCAUCUCGUCCCUGGCCGAGAAGAGCAAGGGGUUGAUGCUGGAGGGUUUCACGGAGGUCUCUUGUCAUGAGGAAUUCCUGCAGCUGGAUGCCAAGACGCUCGAGGCCUUCCUGUCGAGCGAGUGGCUGGCUGUCCCGAAGGAGGAAGUGGUCUUUGCGGCGGUGAUGCGGUGGGUGCGCCAUGAUGUGGCGGCCAGGAAAGGGACCCUGAAGGAUCUGCUCCAAUGGGUGCGGCUCCCUUUGUUGGACCCCGUCUAUUUCGUGGAAAAGGUGGAGAUGGACCAGCUCAUCCAGGAAUCCAAGGAGUGCAGGCCUUUGUUGCAAGAAGCCCGCAAGUAUUACAUUCUAGGCGCAGAGGUCAGCUCUCAACGGUCUAGGCCUAGAAGAUUCAUGGAGUUAGCGGAGAUGAUAGCUGUGAUCGGAGGCUGUGAUAAGAAAGGCCUCUUGAAGCUUCCCUUUGUGGAUAUCUUCCACCCUGAAAGCAGGCAGUGGAAGCGGCUCUCUAGUGUGCCUGGAUAUACCAAAUCAGAGUUUGCUGCCUGUGCACUGAAAAAUGACAUAUACGUAUCAGGAGGCCACAUCAACAGUGGAGAUGUUUGGAUGUUGAGCUCCCAGCUGAAUGUCUGGAUGAGGGUCGCCUGCUUGCAGAAAGGCCGAUGGAGGCACAAGAUGGCUACCCUCCUGGGAAAGAUCUAUGCAGUGGGCGGGUAUGACGGCUUUGACCGCCUGGCCAGUGUGGAAUGCUAUGAUGCCUUCUCAAACCGCUGGGCGGCGGUCGCCCCGCUGCCAAAGGCCGUGAGUUCGGCAGCCGUCAUCCCAUGUCUUGACAAGCUGUAUGUGAUUGGAGGUGCCGUGGACGACAGCACUAACACAGAUAAGGUACAAUGCUAUGAUCCCGAGGAGGAUAAGUGGAGCCUUUUGUCUCCUGCCCCUUUCAACCAGCGAUGCAUCUGUGCCAUCACUUUGGACAACUUGAUUUAUGUUGUUGGAGGACUCCUGAGUAAAAUCUUCAGCUUCAACCCCCAGAAGGACUCCUGGAGCGAAGUGGCAUCUCUUCCUGUACCUCUAGAGAGCUGUGGCAUAACCGUGUGCGAUGGCAAGAUCUACAUCCUUGGGGGCAGGGAUGGACAUGGGGAAAGCACGGACAAAGUGUUUGCGUUCGAUGUAGAAACCGGAGUGGUGGAACCCGAGCCGCCUCUUCAGCAAUGCACCAGUUACCACGGUUGUGUGACCAUCCUCCGGCGCAGGAGCCGAUGACCCCUUUGCACCCACCUUCCUUCCCUCCUCCCUGCAGCCAUGGCCUGCGUAC